Messenger RNA from Erythranthe guttata (spotted monkey flower), 1028 nucleotides. RefSeq names its product PHD finger protein ALFIN-LIKE 6. Gene Ontology annotation, biological process: regulation of DNA-templated transcription. Gene Ontology annotation, molecular function: transcription coregulator activity; transcription cis-regulatory region binding; histone binding. Gene Ontology annotation, cellular component: nucleus. NCBI's taxonomy places the organism in Eukaryota, Viridiplantae, Streptophyta, Magnoliopsida, Lamiales, Phrymaceae. The record is from RefSeq and is a predicted model, not a curated record.
AUGUUCCCUCAAAAGCCCCUAACUACGGAUUCCGAGAAAUUUUACCAGCAGUGCGAGCCCGAUCAAGAGAACCUCUGUCUAUACGGGCUUCCGAACGAGACAUGGGAAGUCAACCUGCCCGUUGAGGAGGUGCCUCCCGAACUGCCCGAGCCAGCACUCGGAAUAAACUUUGCGAGAGAUGGGAUGAAAGUGAAGGACUGGUUAUCUCUUGUGGCAGCUCACAGCGAUUCGUGGCUCCUUUCCGUUUCAUUCUACUUUGGUGCACGAUUUGGAUUCGGUAAAAGUGACAGGAAGAGACUUUUUCAAAUGAUAAACGAGCUCCCAACCAUAUUCGAGAUUGUGAAAGGAGAUGCUAAGCAAGCCAAAGAAGUAGCCCAAAUUAACAGCAGCAAGAUCAACAAAUCUACUGGAAGAAUGCCAUCUCAACACCCGAAUGCCCAGCCAAAAUCUGGUGUUAAGGUUUCUGCACCCAAAAAUGAAGACGAUAUUGGAGAGGAAGAAGAGGAAGACGAAGAAGAAGAAGAAGAUGAACAAGGAGGCGCGUUAUGUGGAGCUUGUGGCGACAAUUAUGCAACCGACGAAUUCUGGAUUUGUUGUGAUAUAUGCGAGAGAUGGUUCCAUGGGAAGUGCGUGAAGAUAACACCUGCCAAAGCUGAACAUAUCAAGCACUACAAAUGCCCUAGUUGCAGUAACAAGAGGGCUAGGGUUUAAGAUUUUAAUCUUCCGAUUAUUCGAACUUUCUACGGGCCGAUCGAUUAAGGUUUAGAAGUGUUAAUUAGUGUUGUUAGUUGAACAAGGGUAAGUUAAUAUAUGCACAGAUCUUGUAUAAUCAUGUGGUUAGUUCAAGAAUAGAACGUGUGUUGUUUCACGGGGUAUCUUGAAUAUGAUGCUGGCUGAAUUGUGUACUUUAGGGUUGCUAGAUUCUGGUUUUCUUCUUAGAUUGGGAUUAUGGAAAUAUAAAUAUUUAUUAUUCUGAUUUUUGUAUAAUCAUGUGUUUUAGUAGAUGAAAUGUUUUGAAUUUUUUCAGC